Molecule: messenger RNA, 1601 nt
Organism: Oncorhynchus keta (chum salmon)
Lineage: Eukaryota; Metazoa; Chordata; Actinopteri; Salmoniformes; Salmonidae
Gene: sh3glb2a
Product: SH3-domain GRB2-like endophilin B2a
Exons: 12
Coding region: 575-1468 (297 amino acids)
Biological process (GO): membrane organization
Cellular component (GO): membrane; cytoplasm
Molecular function (GO): protein binding
Source: RefSeq, a predicted model, not a curated record
UCCUAUAAAUUGAUUAACGUUAAAUGCUAGCUAGCUAAUGUUCGCGAAAUAGCUAGUAACGUAUGGCUUAAAUAAACUGGAAACUGCAUGAGUUGGCAUCAUUGCCAAAUCCUUUAGUUUACGUUACUGAUAUAAUACCCUCUAUAUCCUACACAACAUUGGUUCAGCUGACGUUAUCCUCCCUUCAUAGUAGCCAUCGUACGGCACUGCUAGCUUUUUUUCCUGGCUUGUAACAUUAGAUAUAUUGAAGGAAGGUUUCUAUGCCGUCUGUGAUAGCCACUGCUAGCUUGAUGCUAUAGCUGACGUUCGCUAGUUGUUUUCGCAGAGGUCUUUCUUUGCUUUUCAGUUCACAGGGGAAAAGUUCGGACAGGUAGAGAAGACUGAGCUGGAUGCCCAUUUUGAGAAUCUGCUCAGCCGUGCCGAUUCCACUAAAAACUGGACAGAGAAAAUCUUCAGGCAGACAGAGGUUCUGCUGCAGCCCAACCCAAGUGCCAGGAUUGAGGAGUUCCUGUAUGAGAAGCUUGACAGAACGGUUCCAUCCAGACCAAAUAAUGGAGAACUACUGGGUCAUUACAUGCAGGAUGCGGCUAAAGAUUUUGGACCUGGAACUCCAUAUGGUAGCACCCUGAUCAAGGUAGGUGACUGUGAGAGGAGACUAGGCGGUGCACAGAGAGAGUUCCUACAGACCUCCGCUAUCAGCUUCCUUGCCCCACUCAGGAACUUUCUGGAAGGAGACUGGAGGACCAUCUCAAAAGAGAGGCGUCUCCUGGAGAACCGCAGACUGGACCUGGACUCCAGUAAAGCACGACUGAAGAAAGCCAAACUAGCCGAGUCCAAGGCCGCGGCUGUGCCUGAUUUUCAGGAGACCAGACCCAGGAAUUAUGUCCUCUCUGCCAGUGCAUCUGCGCUCUGGAGUGAGGAAGUGGACAAAGCAGCGCAUGAACUUCGAGUGGCCCAGACAGAGUUUGACAGACAGGCAGAGGUCACACGACUCCUACUGGAGGGCAUCAGCAGUACACACGUGAACCACCUGCGCUGCCUGCAUGAGUUUGUGGAGGCACAGACAGCCUACUACAAGCAGUGUUACCUGCACAUGCAAGACCUGCAGAAAGAGCUGGGCAGUUCCAAUGGAGAUGUGUUUCCCAAUGCAUUUGCUGGUAACCCGGGUCUCUCCAUGGCCUCCAGUGGCUCCUCUCCCCAGGGGAAUGCAACCCUAACCCAGGACGCUGCCAGCGCUGUGGAGACAGACACACUGAAAAUCGAAGAGGUACAGGCCCCCGCCACGGGCACACGCAAGGCCAAGGUCCUGUAUGACUAUGACGCUGCCGACACCAGUGAGCUCUCCCUACUUGCUGACGAGCUAAUCACAGUUUACACAGUGCCAGGCAUGGACUCUGACUGGCUCGUUGGCGAGAGAGGGAACCAGAAAGGGAGAGUGCCUGUCACAUACCUGGAGCUGCUCAGCUAAAGAAACUACACUCAGAGAAAUACAUGGACACACACACACACAAUUGCACUCACAAGCCUUCAAACAUGCAGACGUUGAUGAAUUCAAACAAGUAAACACACCCACUGUACAUUCUGUACGCACCAGGACUGCA